Molecule: messenger RNA, 1764 nt
Organism: Laetiporus sulphureus 93-53
Lineage: Eukaryota; Fungi; Basidiomycota; Agaricomycetes; Polyporales; Laetiporaceae
Product: lysyl-tRNA synthetase
Exons: 9
Coding region: 1-1764 (587 amino acids)
Biological process (GO): lysyl-tRNA aminoacylation
Cellular component (GO): cytosol; cytoplasm
Molecular function (GO): tRNA binding; lysine-tRNA ligase activity; ATP binding
Source: RefSeq, a predicted model, not a curated record
AUGGCGACAGAACAUACAGGCACACAUAAGGACCCUGUGACGGGCGAGAUGAUCUCCAAGCAGGAGCUCAAGCGGCGCGAAAAGCAAAGAGCGAAGGAGGCGAAGACUGCAGAGAAGGCUGCAGCCGCUCCCAAGCCUGCUGUGGCUCAGAAUGCAGCGGCACAGAAUGAGGAUGAGUUGAGCCCGAACCAAUACUUCGAGCUUCGUUCUCGGCACAUUCAAAAGCUGAAGGAGACCAAGUCCCCGAACCCAUACCCUCACAAGUUCGAGGUCUCGAUAUCCCUCACCAACUACAUCGAGAAGUAUGGCCAGGAAGACAAGAUCAAGCCUGGAGAGCGAUUGAAUGGCGUAGUCGAAUGCAUCGCGGGCCGCAUCCACAGUCUACGGGAGUCGAGUCGGUUCCUUAGGUUCUACAACCUGCAUGGCGAAGGCCAGAAGGUGCAGAUCAUGGCAGCCAAGCAGGAUUCCAAGGAUCCAGAGGCAUUCGUUGACGUGCAUGAAAACUUCCGCCGAGGAGACAUCGUCGGUGUGAUUGGUACCCCCGUACGCACGAAGAAGGGCGAGCUUUCCAUCGCUCCCUCAGAAAUGAUCCUCCUUGCACCCAAUCUGCACCAGCUUCCGUCCGAGCACUUCGGACUGAAGGACCAGGAAACGCGAUACCGCAAGCGCUACCUUGAUCUAGUCCUCUCGCAGGGCACGCGCAACAUCUUCAUCACACGGAGCAAAAUCAUCAACUACAUCCGACGCUUCUUCGACAAUCUCGGCUUCCUGGAGGUUGAGACGCCGAUGACGAGCAUGAUCGCGGGCGGCGCGACGGCGAAGCCGUUCGUCACGCAUCACAACGACCUCGACCUCGACCUGUACCUCCGCAUCGCUCCCGAACUCUACCUGAAGCAGCUCGUCGUCGGCGGGCUCGAUCGCGUCUACGAGAUCGGGCGCGUGUUCCGCAACGAGGGCAUCGACCUCACACAUAACCCCGAGUUCACGAUCUGCGAGUUCUAUAUGGCCUAUGCGGACAUGUACGACUUGAUGGAUCUGACGGAAAGCCUGAUCGAGGGGAUGGUAAAGUAUCUGACUGGUGGCAAGACAACGCUACAGUACCAUCCUGAAGGCAAGGACAACGAUAAGGUGUAUGAGCUUGAGUUCAAGCGGCCGUGGAAGAGAUAUGAUAUGAUAGAGACGCUCGAGGAGAAGCUCGGGGUGAAGUUCCCUCCUGGUGAGACCCUGCAUACCGAAGAGGCGAACAAGUUCCUGCGCGAUCUGUGCCAAAAGCACAAUGUAGAGUGCAGCGAGCCGCGAACGAAUACUCGACUUCUCGAUAAGCUUGUCGGCGAAUUUAUCGAACCCCUUUGCAUCUCGCCAGCCUUCAUCGUGGGCCACCCACAAGUCAUGUCGCCGCUGGCCAAGUACCACCGCUCGCGCCCCGGCCUCUGUGAGCGGUUCGAAGGUUUCAUGUGUGGCAAGGAAUUCUGCAACGCAUACACCGAGUUGAACGACCCGUUCGAGCAGCGAUUGCGCUUCGAAGAGCAGGUGCGGCAGAAGGAGGCCGGCGACGACGAGGCGCAAGGCAUCGAUGAGACCUUCGUGGAUGCCUUGGAGCAUGGUCUUCCACCAACAGGAGGAUGGGGUAUCGGUAUCGACCGCUUGGUGAUGUUCCUGACAGAUUCACAAAACAUCAAGGAGGUGCUGCUGUUCCCGGCGAUGAAGCCUAUCGAGACGCCGGCAAACAUGACCGGUGUUGUUGGUCCCUCGGGGCAGAUUUAG